AUCUGUCUCCUGGCCUCCACAUUAGAGUUCGAGAACCGGACGGACUGCUGGGUGACCGGCUGGGGGAACAUCGAAGAGGAUAAGCGAAGUGCAAGUUGCCAUCAUAAACGCCUCCAUGUGCAACCAUCUGUUCCAACGAACCGAUUUCCGCAUGGACGUCUGGGGAGACAUGGUUUGCGCUGGUUAUCCCGAAGGCGGCAAGGAUGCCUGCCAAGGUGACUCAGGUGGACCCUUGGUCUGCGACAAGGAGGGGCUGUGGUAUCAGGUUGGAAUCGUGAGCUGGGGAGUAGGCUGUGGUCGGCCCAACCGGCCUGGUGUCUACACCAACGUCAGCCAGCACUUCAGAUGGAUCCUGAGGGUGAUGACCCACGGUGGCAUGCCCAGGCCAGACCCCUCCCUGCCGCUGCUCCUCACGCUGCUCUGGGCUCCCCGACUCCUGCAGCUUGAGGCUUGAGUGUCCUGCGCCCGUGAGGAUCGAGUCACCUGCGGAGCCAGGCUCUGGUCUCUCCUGUCCUGGGUGCUAAUAAACACA
This is a messenger RNA of Lemur catta (Ring-tailed lemur), 532 nucleotides long. Its product is annotated as testisin-like. The transcript has 3 exons. Bases 116 to 454 code for a protein of 112 amino acids. Gene Ontology annotation, biological process: proteolysis. The record is from RefSeq and is a predicted model, not a curated record. NCBI's taxonomy places the organism in Eukaryota, Metazoa, Chordata, Mammalia, Primates, Lemuridae. Gene Ontology annotation, molecular function: serine-type endopeptidase activity.